ACGAGCGCCGGUGUGCGACCAUUGAGGGCCAAAACCCCAAUCCGGUUUCCUCUUUCAAGUUUGGGAAUGAAAGUUCAAAGCACAAUCGCAGUGUAGUGUGGAAACCCCCGAAGGGCUUUAACUGUGAAUCUGUGACAUGGUGAGAUAUGUGCAAAUGGGAAUACUUUCGUCUGCAGCCGGUGGAUUAAUGUAGAGCGUGGCGCCCGCAUUUCGGUUGUGUGAACUUGAAACGUGGCAUUCGGCAAGGACUGAACCGUGGUCAUAGACCAGGUGGAAUGUCGAGAAUCGAAACGCUUUUUAAUAUCGCAUCACGUUGCAUAAAUAACCAGUUCAAUGUCACGUGCAGACAACAGUCAGAGCCUUGAACCAGCAUCGCUUCCAUAAUCAAACGACGACGAGGACGACAACGACGGAAGACCAUGACCAUAAAGCGGAAUCUGGGAAAAAUCGAAACAACAUACAGAACAGACCAACCGUAAAAUACCGUCAAAUCAAAAAGUGCUCUUCUGGUGACCGAGUUCGAAAAUAAUUCCACACUCGACGCUUGUCCGGCCGGAUUAUAAGAUCGAUAGGGAUUUUAAUUUAAAAUUAUCACAACCCAAUCUACGGUUGGAUCACACGUUUGUUCACGGUGGGUUUUCAAGCCAGCUUUUAAACACAAAAGAGGAAACACCCCGUGUGUUGGUAAGCCGCCAGUGUCCGAUAGCUGUCGAAGCAUUGAUUGGCCGUUUGUAUGGGCAUCCGGUUGAAAACUGGACAAACACACAAACCGCCGAUUCCAGCGUCGGAUUGCACCAGAACGAAGAUGAAAGUGUUCGAUAUAAUGAGCGGGAAAACGACCUCCCUGGGCGGUGCUUCCCAUCCGUUGGAGUUCAACUGGUCCUCAGAUGUGGUCAACGUGCAGGUGGAAGGUGAACCCAUACAGGAAGUGGUCCCAGCGAAAAAGACGCCUGCCACACCGAGGGCUGUUCGGAAGGAAAUCAUCUCGCGGCGAUCCUCGCCCUCGAUUGCCAACUCAUACUCCCGGCCGUCCAACAAUUCUGACAUGCUGGCCCCGGAGCGGAACCAACGAGUGACCAUGUACGGUUGCGUCAUGUUCAAUCCCAACUCAAGGAAAGGCCGCCGGUUGUUUAUGUGCCACAUGCUUGUGGUGCUUCUGGUCCCGAUCCUGGCCGUGGUGCUGCAAAACAGCGUCAAUCUGCGGCAGCAAAUGAUGAAAUACGAGACGACGAAACGUGUGGACGACGAGAUCCGAAUGACCAUCAACAUGACCCAACUUGUGCGGGUCGUGCAGAAUGAGCGCAAGCUACUGACCUAUUUUGUCCUGACUGGAAAGAAUCGGGCCGCCGUCGAGAAGGCCUUCAUCGAGACGGACCGGGUCCUAAGUGGACUGAUUGCCCUCAACCAGCAGUGGGACAUCGAGUUCAACGAGAGCUCCAAUCAGACCAUCGCCGGAGAUCUGAGCGAAACCAGGGAUUUGCUGCUAAGGCCCGACUCUCCAGCAGAGAACCUGAACACUUCGAUAGCGCUGUACUUCGAGCCGUACAAUGAACUGAACCGUCACAUGAUUGACCAGAUCAGUCAGAGCGUAGGGUACUCGUUGAGCGGCGUAGUUUGGCGACAGCUCGUCGUGUACAAGAACAUCAUCGAAGCCAUAGAGAACAUCAACAUAGCCGCCAUCUUGGUUCUACAGUUUAUCAAACGAAGUCGUCUUGGGUUGGACGACUUUGCGCAGUUUGUCCGCAGGGAUGCUGCUGCGAUGGAUCAUCUGAGGUCUGCGGAAAACUUCAUGGCGAACCUAGAACUCACCAAAAGUAAAGAGUACGCCAUCUUGAGCAAGUGGCGCCAUCAGCUUUUGACCAACGCCUCGACCGCUGGUAGGGAGGAAGGCCUGGCAGAAUACUACCAAUCGGUGAACAAAUUUAUCCAGAAUAUGCUGGCCCUCCAGGAACACCUGCAGAGGGUAGUUUUCCAAACGGUUGAUCAGGAGAUGCGUGACGCAAGACUCUACCAGACAAUCUCCAUCGUUCUCGUGCUCACGAUCAUCGUCAUCAGUCCGAUCCUGGUCAUCCUGGUUCGGAACGCUACGGACACAAUUCAGGAUUUCUCGAAGGAGCUGGUCACCCGAACACUGGAGCUUCGGUGUGAGAAAAGCAAAUCCGACCGGCUGCUCUACCAGAUGCUUCCUCCGGCGGUUGUUCGGCAACUAAAGCAGCAACGCCAGGUCCCGGCGGAGACCUUUGAAUCGGUUACAAUCUUUUUCAGUGACAUUGUAGGUUUCACGUACAUCUCGGCCGUCAGUACCGCGAUGGAGGUGGUCACCAUGUUGAACACCCUAUACCGUCUGUUCGACACCAUCAUCCUAAAAUACGACGUCUACAAGGUGGAAACGAUCGGCGACGCGUACAUGGUCGUUUCGGGACUUCCGCAGCGAAACGGCGACAAGCACGCCGGAGAGAUUGCGAUGAUGUCCCUGGAUCUACUGUGCGGUAUCUCCGGAUUCAUCAUUCCGCACAUGAAGAACCGAACGCUGGAGAUUCGCGUAGGCGUCAACACGGGACCGUGCGUUGCCGGAGUGGUCGGAACGACCAUGCCACGGUACUGUCUGUUCGGGGACACGAUCAACACCGCGUCCAGGAUGGAAUCCACCGGUGAACCAAUGAAGAUCCACCUCUCGGAGAACACCAAGGAGAUUCUGGACAAGUUGGGCGGGUUCAAGAUCAAGCGCCGCGGCACGAUCGAAGUCAAGGGCAAGGGAACCAUGGAAACGUUCUGGCUGGUGGGUCACACGAUCUACGAGCACCUCUCGCCCGAUACAGUCAUUCCGAUCUACAAACCAGACGUGGUGACCGAGCCGGACUUUCUGCAGAUCAUCUACUGACUAAGCGCCUCCGCCGAUGACCCGUUGAUGGGAGGUCAAGGCUUGGGGUACCACGGAAUAUAGAGAUUUCUUUACUUUUAUUGUGGGGAACUGAAUGGAACGAACUUUGCUGUAAAUUAGAUGGAUGUCUUUUUGAUGUGUGAGUGUGAGUGCUGUAUCACUGAUGAUGAUGAUGAUCCUUUUACAAUGUUUCUGUAGGGAAGCAUAGUGUUGCAUUAGAGGGUCCAAAUUUACCUGUUUCAAGAAACCGUAGAAUGUGUAGUUCCUUGAAUGGCUGUUGUAGUUAUAAAUAGAUGUUUUAUGCUAUGAUGUUUAGAAA
Messenger RNA from Aedes aegypti (yellow fever mosquito), 3200 nucleotides. RefSeq lists its product as uncharacterized. The transcript has 10 exons. Gene Ontology annotation, molecular function: guanylate cyclase activity; peptide receptor activity. Bases 734 to 2881 code for a protein of 715 amino acids. NCBI's taxonomy places the organism in Eukaryota, Metazoa, Arthropoda, Insecta, Diptera, Culicidae. Gene Ontology annotation, biological process: receptor guanylyl cyclase signaling pathway; intracellular signal transduction; cGMP biosynthetic process. The record is from RefSeq and is a predicted model, not a curated record.